GCUGCUGCUGUUGGUGCUGCUGUUGUUGCUGCUGCUGCUGUUGGUGCUGCUGUUGUUGCUGCUGCCGUUUCCGCGUUGACAACCCUCGCUGCCGCUGUACCUGCUGCUGUCGAUGCAGCUGUCGCCGUCACCGCCGCCAUUUCUGCUGUUGACAUGACCAGGUCGGGUGCUGUGCCUUGUGGUAAUGAUGCUGCCAUCAGGGACGAUUGCACUGCGUUUGCCGCUACUUUCGCCAUCUGUGCCACCACAAUCGCAUCAUCUAUUGAUGCACGCUCUGCAUCACUUAUGGCGCUGUCCAACAAUAAGUUCUGUAAGUCUGCUGCCACUUCUUCUGAUUCCGUGGCCACUUCGUCGGCGGCGUUUUCAGCCGCGGAAAGUAUUUCUGGCGUUGAAUUUGACGAUGCCGCCUUCGUUGCCGCCUCUGCUGCGGUGUUUGCUGCAUCUGCUGCUUUUAAUGCUGCUGCUGCUAUUUGUGCUGCUCGUAGUCCUGCUGAUGCCGGUGAUGUUGAUGUUGCCGCUUGUAUUGCUGCCAGCGACGCUUUGCGUGCCGCAUCAGCUGCCUUCCUUGCUUCAGCCGCUGCCUCCUCCGCUGUUAUUUCCCCUUUUGCAAGUAAAGUGGCGGCCAUUGCUGCUGCUUUUGAAGCGCUUGCUGCCUUUUCUGCUGCUGCUCCUGCUUCUGGUCCAGCGGCUGCUGCUGCUGCUGAGGCUGUUGCUGCCGCUGCUGCAGCGGCUGCUGUCGUACCUAUCGCUGCUGCCUUCUUUGCUUCAGCUGCUCCCGUUGCUGCAGCCGCUGUUGCUGCUGCAGUAACGUCUGGUGUUGGUGGGGUCGCUGCUGCAUCUGUGGCUGUCCUUAGCAGUGGUUUUGCUGCGUUCGCUGCUGCUGUUGCAGAUCUAGCCACCGCCAGUGCUGUUAAUGUCAUUAUUUCUCUGUUGUUUACUGCUGCGGCUGAUGUUACUAAUCCUGCUGUAAUUGCUGUGGCGUCCACUAUGUCUGCCACUAUUUCUGCUACGGCGAUUGCUUCACGUCUUGCCAUUGGCAAUUGUGCUCUUUCUUCUGCUGUGACUGCUGAUAAGGCUUCUAGUGAUUCUGCUGCUGCUUCUGACACUGUUUUUGCAGCUUCUUCAGUCGCUUUAAUUGCUUCCGGCGUUGCAGUUUCCAAAGCCGUAGACGCUGCAGCUGCUGAUUUUCUUGCCGCAGAUGCUGCUAGUAUUGCUGCAUCUACUAUUUCUGACGAUCCUAUUGGUUGUGCUGGUAUUGCUGCAAGUGCCACGUAAGCUGCAUCUGCUGCCUCUUCAGCUGCUUGUACUGCCACUUCUGGUCGUGCACUUCCUUCUGCUACUAAUGUGGCGGCUCUACCUGCUACUAGCGCAGCCCUUACUGCUUGUUCUACUUCUACGGAUUCUGUUGCUCCAGCCGAUGCUGCUAAUGAGGCCACCAAUGCUGUUGCUGCUGCUGCUGCUGCUGUGGAUGUCGUCACUGCUGCCGUUGCUGCUGAAUUUUGUCCCGCUGUGGCAGGUAGUGCAACCGUUGUUUGGUCGGAGGACAUGGUUGCUCCUACUGGCGGUGGUGCUGUUGUUGUUCCAGUGGAUGACGGUGAUGCUGGGGAUGAAGUGAUGUCUGCACGUGGGAGUGCGGCUUCUGCAGCAGUCGCUGCUGAUUUUGCAGCUAUUGCUGCUGAAUUUGCUGCUGCUGUUAUUACUGUAGCAAUGUCCUCUGUUAUGCCUGUUCUAGUUGCUAUUGAUGCUGUCAAAGCUGUUGCUUCUGCUAUUCCUGCGGCUGCUUUUGCUGCUGUUAGUGAUACUGCUGCUGGCCCACUGGCGGAUAGUAAUUCUGUUUCCAAUAUUUGUGCUGCAUCGUUUGAUUUUUCAGCCACGUUUUUUGCAGCUCGUGCAGCUUCUGCAAUUGCUGUUGCAUUACCCGAGGCUAACAUUGCCAAUGCGUUUGCUGCAUCUUCAGCAGCCUCUGCUGCUAUUAAUGAUGCAUUUGCAAGUCGUGCCAGGGCUUCUGCUUUUGAUGCUGGUGCUGUUCUUGCUUCUUCUGCGGCUGCUUCAGCUGCUUCUUUGGCGGCAUUAGCAGCACGUGUUGCUGCAGUUUGUAAAAAUUGCAGAUUGUGUUGUCCUGCAGCAGCUGUGGCUGCAUCCAUUGCAGCCUUAACUGCCAUUUCUGCAGCUGGGGAUGAUGUUGCUCCAGCAGCAGUUGAAGUGGCUCCUGCUGCUGCUCCUGCUACAGAAGUUGCUGCUGCUACUGCAGAAAGUAAUGCUGAUGCGGUUGCUGUUGUUGCUGGUGUGUCUGGCACUGUAGCUGCUGCUGCUGCUGCUGAGGCAGCAACUGCUGCUCUUGCUGCAUUUACUGCCUCUUUUGCUUUUUCUGUGGCUACUGCUGCCAAUUCAGCUGCUGCCUCUUCAGAUGGUGCUGCCAGAACUUCUGCUGCUCUUUCUGCUGCUGUUGUAGUUCUGUUUGCGGUUUCUGCUGCCAUUGCUGCUGUUGUCUUAGCUGCAUCUAUUGCUAAUUCUAUAGCGGUUGCUGUUUCUUGUGGUACUGGUCCAAAGGAUGGUGCCGUAAGUACUGCGUUAAGUGCCGUUGCUGCUUUUUCUGCUUCCACUGCUGCCAGUUGUGCAGCUCUUAUGGCAUUCUCAGGUGUUGUUUCUGAUUCUUCGGUGUCUGCUGCUAAUCUUGCCGCUGUUGCUGCUGCUGCUGCUGCUGCUGCUGCCUUUAAUGAUGCUUCAAGUGCUUUCUGUGCCAAUGCUGAGGAUUCUGCUGGUGCUGCUGCUGCUGCUUCUAUUGCUGCUGCUGCUGCUGCUAAAGCUGCAUCUGCUGCAUCUCCUGCCGCUUCUGCUGCCACUUUUGGUGAAACUUCCCCAUCUGUCAAUGCUUCUGCAGCAGUAACUGCCGCUAGUGCAGCUUUUGAAGCAUUUUCUGCAGCUGUUGAUGUUUUUCCUGCAGUGGCUGCUGUUAUUGCUGCAGCUGCUGCUGAUGCUGCUGACGCUGCAGCUGCUGCUGAUGUUGCUGCUGCUAUUGCUGAAGCAGUGGCUGUUGGUAAUGGUAGAGGAGCGGGUUUUCCAGGAGCGGCUGUUGUCGUCUCUGCCGAAGCCGAAAUGGACGUUACUGCAGCAGCUGCUGCUGUUUUUCCUGCAACAGCGGCUGCUAUUGCUGCUGUUGCUGCUUCAUUGGCUGUUUUGGCUGCUUCUUUUAGCUUUUCAGCUGCUGUUUCUUCAUUUGUUGCAUUUGCAGCAGCUGUUGCAGCUUCUGCUGCUGCUUUUGCUUUAGUUGCUGUUUUUGCAGCCAUUUCUGCUGCUGUUUCUGCUGCCGAAAUUGAUAGUUGCAUUAUUGCUGUUUCAGGUGUUUGGUUUGUAGCUGCUGCUAAUGCUGCUCGUAGUGCUGCUAGAGCUACUGUUGCCUCUUCUGCUGCCUUUCCUGCAGCUGCUGUAGCGUUCUCUGCAUCUUCUGCUGUCACUGCAGUUGCAGCCAUUUCUGCUGCCGCUGCUGCUUUAUUAGCUGCUUCUGAUGCAUUUGCUGAUGCCUCUGCAAUUGUUCUUUCUACUUCUGUUGUUGUUGUUGGUGCCAUUUCAAUUGCUUCUUUCGCUGCAAUUAAUGCUAAUUUGGCUGCGUCUGUUGCAUUUCUUGCUGCUUCUGCUGCCACUGUUGGUGGUAACAAUCCGUUUAUUGCUGCAGCAGAUGCUAUUGCUGCUUGUAAUGCAGCUGUAGCAGCAACUUCUGCAGCUUCUGCUGCAGCUAAAGCAGUGGGUCCAGUAGUUGCUGCUGCUGCUGCUGCUGCUGCUGUUGCUGCAGCUUCGGCUGCUAUUGCUGAAGCCGUUGCUGCUGCGUUCGCACUUGCUGAAGUUGCUGCUGCUAAUGGUCCUGUUGUUGUUGCGGCUGCUAUAGUUGGUGGGGCAGCUGUUGUUGCAGCUGCUGUAGUUGGAGGGGCAGCUGUUGUUGCAGCUGCUGUAGUUGGUGGGGCAGCUGUGGUUGUUGCGGCUGCUGUAGUUGUUGGGGCAGCUGUUGUUGCUUCUCUUGUUGUUUUUAUAGUUACUGGUGCUUGAAUCAUUGUUGGGGAAUCUGUGGUCAUUGUCACGGCAGUUGUGAUCACACUUGGGGCCAUUGUGGUUGUUCUUGUUAGGCACUUAUCUCUCAGGGUUCCCUCGGCAGGCUGGCUGUUGGUUGCUGUUUCAAGUCAAGAGUUUGGUCAGAAUUCAGUCAUAAAUUGUCAUGUUUAGUUGUGGUGUCCGAUAUAUACAUACAUACAUACAUAUGUAUAUGGUCUUGGGUUUCGUUUCGUUGGUUUCCUGUUGUAUUUUGAACGUCCCUUCCUCUUGUGUCCUGUAUUCACUUCACUUCCUGCCUUUGUAUGUUUUCUCGCCUGUGUGAUUGUCCCGCCCCUGAUUGAAUCUUCCUGUGUCUAAUCACCUGCUUCCUCCUCAGUGUAUUUAAACCCUGUGUGUCGUCUGUCUCAGUGUCGUCUGCUCUGCUCCCUGUUUUGAUCUAUAAUGAUUCCUGGUCUUCUCUGCCAUGUUUCCUGUUAGUUAGUUUGUUUCCUUGGACUUUUUGUUACACAUGUUUUGACUCCCCUACUCUGCAAGGUUUUUUUGAACAUUUUCUUAACAAUUAAAGUCAUCGUUAUUCAUCCCUCUGUUCCCUCGUCUCUCUCUGCGUUUGGGUCCAUUCACUGCUAACAUUUUUGCCUUAAACCCUGACAGAAUAAAACAGGAAACCAACUAAACAAAACCCAAUAUAAAGAAAUAUAAAUGACUCUUAAUUACUUACCAACAAGUACAAGAACAACGAUAAAGGUCUUGAUGAACAUCGUGAUUUCUUUCUGUUUUCCUCCCCUUCCUCCUCCAAAACUACAUAUGGUGAUAUCCUGAAAGAAAAUGAAAAAUAGUAGAAAGGAGAUUUUUACAUGCAGAUUGUUUGCAAAAUAUUAACAUGCUUCCUUCCCCCGAGGAUCUAAUAUUACAGAGUUCAAAAUAUCAAAAUGUCAUUAAGGGUUCAUUAUUGGUAGUUUCUAAAAAUGUGUCGCAUAACAUGUGGCAAUAAAAAGAAAAUCCAGAAACCCUUUUCCGUCUGCAAUUAAAUUGGCCAAUUUGUUUUUGCAUGUGGACAUGAAAGUGGUCUUCCAAAUCUCAAAAACAUUUGAGCAGUUAGAUAAUGAUGUCAACAUAUGAUGGAAUUAUGUGAUGGAUUCAUAUGAUGUUACUGAGAGAACCCAAGAUACACGCUUGAAACAGAGAAUCUCAUCAGCAUCUCGUUGCUUUGUACACUAGUCAACAUUGAGUGGAUGAGGGGGAGCACAACACAACUUUAGUCUAAAAAAACCAACCGAUCAACAGACGGAAAAACCUUCAAUACAGGUCAUCAGCAUGAAAAAACAAAUGUCAACAGAUUCUGACAACUUUCACAUCACAGUCACCGUUGCCACCGUUUGGUACAACAACAGUCCCAACAGUGCUUCCAUUGUUUUUUGUUGGAUGGGAUGAAAGAUGAGAGAAGAAGAAGAGACCACCAGAAAGGAAAAGUUCUACACAGACCUCCAGAUUGUCAAAUAAAUCACAGACACUGUGGAGUGUCUGUGAUUUCUCUGUAUCUCUCUGUAUGCAGGAUGUUCUGCUGUUGGGAGGGUGUAAGAGCUCAAACUGUAGUUGCACUCAACACAACAGCAGCUCAAACCCAAAAUACAGCUAAUUUCAUGAGAAUAUUGUUGCUUUGUACACUGUCAACAUUGAGUGAAUUUACUCGAAAAAACAAAUGGCAAUAGAUUUCCAAAUCCUUCUUAUCCGAUAAAUAAAAUCAGUUGGAAUGCAUAUGAUCAGCAUAAAUUCUGUUAAAUGACAACAAAAAGCGCAGAGGCCAGAGUUAAGCCUUAAAUAUUGUUUUUUGUCUUUCUCAACAGUCAAAAACACUGCCAGCUAAUGCUCAAAUCAGAAAAGCCAGAACCAACAAAUGUUUGAUAUUCUCAAACACGGCAAGCAAUGAAGUUGUGAAAAUCUAUCAUCAAGAGAGAGAUUUGAUCCACAUCUCUACCACGCCGUCGAGGACCUUUUCAAGCGCGAUACAAAUAAAAUGUAUUACGUGUAAUAGUCUUAUUUCAUAGCAGUUUUUAUGGAUAGUUUAGCCCUUCAUAAAUUCACAUAUUGAUUGAGAAAUCAUGGAGAAAAGAAACGUGUCAUCAUCUCUCCUCUGGGUUGUUUCUAAUCAGCAACAUCACCGACUGUACCGAGACGAUUGUACGCAGAUGACAUGUAACAAAUAAUUGCGAAAUCAAAAAAGUCAACAUUGAAUCAGAUAAGAAUAGUAAGAAUAGAAGAUAAAAAGGAUAAGAAGAAAGAUAAAUUUUCCACUUACUCGGAUAAUGCGGUGAAGUCAAGUCAAGUGAAGCGAUGCGGUUUCCUCGGUGUCACUUGGUGGACCUCUCUUCCUCUGAAGUCUGCCUUUGCUCUCUGCCUCUUCGUGUAUUAAUACGUUUUGAGUCCUCGUCACAUGCAAUGACUAAUUAAUAAUAACAAUCGUGAUUAUAGACUCAGAAACCUUCCCCUCCCAGGUGGAGGCCACAUUUUCUUUUUCUGUUUACAGCAGGGAAUUGGAUGCUGUGUGGUUCAUACACAUGAGUAACUCGCCAAGUGACAUUUCAUUUUGAAAUUGCAACCAGUAAUUAUGAAAUGUAUCAUUCACUUUACGUUGGUAGUGAAAUGUUAGGAACACUUUUAGAACAGUAUGGUAGAUGACCUAUGUUGUGCUACUGUAGGCGUCAAUGGGCCUCAUGGCACACCCAACAACAUAUGUUUAUUGGGUUGAUGAUUCCUUUAAAUUAUCUUUGAUGCCUUGUGUGUCUUUUUAUUCUCAUUUUCAUUAAAGUUUCAUUGUUUCAUGAGUCGUUUUUUUGUCGCCAUACCCGUCUUUAUUUACAUCCUUCUAUCUAAGAAAUGUGAGCUGAAUUGUUUCAACCUCUCUUGGAGGAAAUUCAAUUAAUUUUCAACUGAUUUACAACAGCGAUCACAUUCUUUAUAGGAACAUGUAAGUGUGGGGCUUCACUCACUCGAAAGAACGUUGCCUGCGAACACAAUCCAGACAAUAGUUGUGUUGCUAUAUUGCCUGCACUAAGCGCAUAUUCAAUUUUGUUCAAAAGACUAAACUUUCAUUGAGGUUUCAUUGUCAGCUGGUGUCACAUCAUAUGUGGCAACACAAUGGAAACUCAUUUUCAUAGUGUACUAAAUUGGCCCAUUUCCUUUGCAGGUGGACAUAAAAGUGGUCUUUGAAAAACAUUUGAGCAGUUAGAUAAUGAUGUCAACAUAUGAUGGGAUUAUGUGAUGGAUUCAUAUGAUGUUACUGAGAGAACCCAAGAUACACGCUUGAAACAGAGAAUCUCAUCAGCAUCUCGUUGCUUUGUACACUAGUCAACAUUGAGAGGAUGAGGGGGGGCACAACACAACUUUGGUCUAAAAAAACCAACCAAUCAACAGACGGAAAAACCUUCAAUACAGGCAAAAACAAAUGUCAACAGAUUCUGACAGCUUUCCAUUUGGCCACAGUCACCGUUGGGGCGUUUCGUGGUACCACCAAAGCUUCAACUGGGCUUCAACUGGGCUUUGUUGGACGGGAUGAAAGAUUAGAGAAGAAGAUGAGAGACCAACAGGGAGGAAAAAUCCUUCACAGACCUCCAGAUCGUCAAAUAAAUCACAUCUCUGGAGUGGAACUCAUCUGCCUCGCCACCUGGUGACCACUUGUUCAACAGGUGUGACUGUUUCACUCCAGUUCUUCCUGGACGUCACUGAUUGCCUGCGAGCUUUCAAAUGGAAUUUAAGAUUUUAUUACAGGAAUUUUUGGACAUUUUUAAUCUUUGUUAACAGUGGACCAUAAAGGAAAAAGGA
Molecule: messenger RNA, 7863 nt
Organism: Anarrhichthys ocellatus (wolf-eel)
Lineage: Eukaryota; Metazoa; Chordata; Actinopteri; Perciformes; Anarhichadidae
Product: ice-structuring glycoprotein-like
Exons: 2
Coding region: 1546-4041 (831 amino acids)
Source: RefSeq, a predicted model, not a curated record